Messenger RNA from Vitis riparia (riverbank grape), 1381 nucleotides. Its product is annotated as caffeic acid 3-O-methyltransferase-like. The coding region runs from base 56 to 1213 and encodes 385 amino acids. NCBI's taxonomy places the organism in Eukaryota, Viridiplantae, Streptophyta, Magnoliopsida, Vitales, Vitaceae. The record is from RefSeq and is a predicted model, not a curated record. Gene Ontology annotation, biological process: methylation. The transcript is spliced from 4 exons. Gene Ontology annotation, molecular function: protein dimerization activity; O-methyltransferase activity; S-adenosylmethionine-dependent methyltransferase activity.
CACUGCCAAAGGCACUCUUCAUUCCAUUGAACAGAGCUUGACUCUUCUAUUCAACAUGGAGUCCACCCUUGCAUUCAACAGCGGUUCGAACAGUAUGAACCAAAGUUUUUCUUCUUCUGCCGAGUUCAAUUCCCCCGUCCCAGAAACUAUCCCAAAGUCAGAGGAAGAUACGUUUGUGUUUGCCACUCUUCUCACCAGUGCCUCAGCUCUCCCCAUGGCCCUCAAAUCAGCUUUGGAGCUCGACCUUCUUGAGAUAAUCGCCAAGGCUGGCCCUGGGGCGUUUGUCUCCACUUCUGAGAUUGCUGCUCAGAUCACCAAACGCAACCCAAAAGCCCCUGUCAUGCUGGACCGUAUCCUCCGCCUUCUUGCCACCUAUGAUGUGGUCAAGUGCUCUCUCCGCGACAGCCCUGAUGGAGGGGUUGAGAGGCUCUAUGGGCUCGGCCCUGUCUGCAAGUACUUGACUAGGAACGAAGAUGGGGUGUCUGUAGCCCCUCUUCUCCUCAUGAAUCAGGACAAGGUCCCCAUGGAGAGCUGGUACCAUUUGAAAGAUGCAGUUCUUGAUGGUAGAAUCCCCUUCAACAAAGCCUAUGGAUUGACUGCCUUUGAGUAUCAUGGCACAGAUCCUAGAUUCAACAAGGUAUUCAACAAUGGAGUGUCUGGUCAUCCCACCAUUACCAUGAAGAAAAUUCUUGAAGCCUACAAGGGUUUUGAGGGCCUCACCUCAAUUGUUGAUGUUGGUGGUGGGACUGGAGCCACCCUUAACAUGAUCAUAUCCAAAUACCCCACUAUUAAGGGCAUUAACUUUGACUUGCCUCAUGUUAUUGAUGAUGCCCCAUCUUAUCCUGGUGUGGAGCAUGUUGGGGGAGACAUGUUUGUGAGUGUCCCAAAGGGAGAUGCCAUCUUCAUGAAGUGGAUGUGCUAUGAGUGGGAUGAUGCUCAUUGCUUGAAGUUCUUAGAGAAUUGUUAUCAGGCACUUCCAGACAAUGGAAAGGUAAUUGUUGCUGAGUGCAUCCUUCCUGUGGUCCCAGACACCAGCCUAGCCACCAAGACUGCCGUCCAUAUUGACGUUAUUAUGUUGGCUUAUAACACUGGUGGAAAAGCGAGGACCGAGAAAGAGUUCGAAGCCUUGGCCAAGGGAGCUGGAUUCCAAGGCUUCAAGGUAGUGUGUUGUGCCUUCAACAGUUGGAUCAUGGAAUUUUGUAAAAGUGCUUGAGCCUCUAGCUUGGUAUCCAUUGCAAGUAGUUUGUGAGUAUCCUGAUUCUAUGCCGUGUCUUCUUUCAUAAGUGGCUUCAUACUGUGUAUGAAGUUGUUAUACAAUGAAAUCAGAAGCUAUUUUUGUCAUUUCUUAUAUCAAAUAAGAUUCUUCAUGUUGAUUAGUCAA